AUGUCAUCUUAAAAUAAUAAUAAAUUGAUGUGUUCAUCUCAUGAAAAUUUUGAGAUAAUUGCUGUGGAUUUGAAAAAAUAAACAAUUGAUAAAUAAGGUAAUAAAUUUUUAUGUGCAUAAUGUCUUAUAUAAAAAUUAGGGGAUGGUAACAUCAUAUUGUAUAAUUAAACAAUUGAGAUGAUAAAAGACUUAAAAUAAAAAUCAAAUUAAUUGAAUAGAGAAGCUUGCUAACUUAAAUUAUAAAAUAUGUAAGAGCUUGAAUCAUCUAUAAAUAAUUUCAAUGAACUUUUUAAUGAUAUAUUUAAUAAGUUGCUUAAAAGUAUUGAUUAACAGAUUAAGGAGAAUUAAAAGGAAAUAUAAUCAAAAGAUGUUACGAUUGAUUUAAUAAAUUUAGCUGAAGAUGUUCAAAUUUUAUCUGAUAAUUAUUAGGGUGAUAAUUAAUACAGUAUUCCAAGAGAAUAAAUUAAUGUUUAAAGCAUUUCUUAAUUUUUAGAUGUAAUUAAGCUACCUCUUAUUUAAUUAUCUAGUUCAUCUUAAUUUUCUCAAAUACUUUAAUCAAUAAAAAAAAUAGAAUAAUAAUAUUCAAUUAUUUAAUAACAUUAAAAUAAUGAGAAAGAAUAAAAGGUAUAUAUAUAAUUUAAUAAUUAAGAAAACUCCAAGUUUAAACUAAAUAUGUACUGAUCACUAAUUAGAGAUUAUAGCAAUAAAUUUACAUUCAAUUGGAUAGGAAUCAGAAACUAAUAGAUUUGCAUGCAUAGAAUGUAUUGAAUAAAACCCAAUCAAAUAUAUAUCAUUAAAAAAAGUUAAUUAAAAAUGGAAUGAAUUUAUUGAAGAAUAAAAUCAAUUAACAACAUAAUAUAAUAGUAAAAGAGAAUCAAAAUUAAAUUCAUUUAUUAAAUUGAUUGAAUAAUUAAAAGAUAAUUACAUUAAAACUUUAUCUUAAAUAGAAGAUUAAAUAAUUUAAUUAUUAUAAAUAGAUAAUUCUAAAGAAUAAUAUUAAAUAAAAAAUAUUAGUUUUUUUGAAUAGGAUGAGUAAUCUAUUAAAUAAAUUGUAGAUAUUCUAAGUUAAAAAGAUAAACAUGCUACAUUAUAAGCCAAAUAAGAUAAAAUUAAUGAAGAAGAUUCUUUGCUUUUUUUAAAUUUAAAAUAAGGUCUAGAUAAUUUAAUUAAAUAAGAUUUAUUUGCCAAAGAAUAAUUAGUAAAGAUAUCAAAUUCAAAUUUUGAUGAUUCAUUUAUAUUUAAAAUUAAUGAAUAAAAUACUAAAAAUGAUUGUUAAGAAUGUCAAGAUUUCAUAAUAAAAACAUAGAUUUCGGAUUAGUAUUUAUCAAUUAUAAAUGAAUCAAUCUAAUUCCAUCUAAAACUAUAAACAGAAGUAGAUAAUUUGGUCUAAAAAGGCACUUUAUAAUUAACAAACACUGAUUAGUAAUCAUAAAAUGAAAUUUAAUAACUGACCUAAAAACAAUAUUAAAAAUUUAUACAAAAUUCAAAAUAAAUGACACUGAUUUAGAUGGCAUAAGAAAAUGACAAAUAAGUAUCUAAUUUAUAAAAAUAAUUAUUAGAAGUAAACACUAAACAUAAUUAAUUAUAAUAAACAGAUAAAGAUAGUAAAAUCAAAAUACAAACACUCGAAAAAUAAAUAGCAGAUUCAAAUAGUAAGUAUCAGAAAGAAUUGAAAGAAAAAUAGGAACAAUUUAGUAUUAAAGAAUAAGAAUUGUAAAAUAAAUUGAACAAAACAUAUUAUAAAUGGACAUUUUCAGAUACAUACAAACAUGCAAAUUGUAGAUUAUCUUAAUGCAAGACAAUUGUGGAUGAAUCAGCUUAAGGAGAUUAUUAUUAUUGUUUAGCUGAUUAAAUGUUACCAAAAAAUUAAACAACUUUUUUUGCUUUUAGAAUAUUUGCAAUAGGAUCAUGGUGUUUUGUUGGAAUUGGAGAGAGAGAAGUGCUAAAGAGCAAAGGAUUUAAAGGUUGGGGUUAAGGGUAAAUUAUAAUAAUAUAUUAGAGGAGAUUAUACAAUUUUAUAGGAUGGAAGAAACUUUUCACAUCAUUAAAUUAACAUUAGAGGAAAUAAUUAUAAUUCUAUUAAAUUCGCAAAUAAUGAUACUAUCUUAAUUGAAGUUAACAUGCAAAGUAAAUAUAUUAAAUGGACAAAGUUACAAUCUAAUGAAUAGUUUGUAAUUAUAAAUAUUAUAAUAGAGCUUAGAAAUAGAUCCAAACCUAGAUUUAUAUCCAUGUGUUAAUUUGUUUAAUGGGACAAAAAUUUAGAUAUUUUGA
Molecule: messenger RNA, 2271 nt
Organism: Paramecium sonneborni
Lineage: Eukaryota; Ciliophora; Oligohymenophorea; Peniculida; Parameciidae
Source: the annotation of a GenBank genome assembly